Molecule: messenger RNA, 748 nt
Organism: Ficedula albicollis (Collared flycatcher)
Lineage: Eukaryota; Metazoa; Chordata; Aves; Passeriformes; Muscicapidae
Gene: LMO4
Product: LIM domain only 4
Exons: 4
Source: RefSeq, a predicted model, not a curated record
GGGGGCGCGCAGCCGCCCCCGGUCACGGCGGGCUCCCUCUCCUGGAAGAGGUGCGCCGGCUGCGGGGGGAAGAUCGCCGACCGCUUCCUGCUCUACGCCAUGGACAGCUACUGGCACAGCCGCUGCCUCAAGUGCUCCUGCUGCCAGGCCCAGCUGGGGGACAUCGGCACCUCCUGCUACACCAAGAGCGGGAUGAUUCUCUGCAGAAACGACUACAUCAGGUUAUUUGGAAAUAGUGGUGCUUGCAGUGCCUGUGGACAGUCCAUUCCUGCUAGUGAGCUGGUCAUGAGGGCACAGGGCAAUGUCUAUCAUCUUAAGUGUUUUACAUGCUCUACCUGCCGGAAUCGCCUGGUCCCCGGAGAUCGGUUUCACUACAUCAAUGGCAGUUUAUUUUGUGAACAUGAUAGACCUACAGCUCUCAUCAAUGGCCAUUUGAAUUCACUUCAGAGUAAUCCACUACUGCCAGACCAGAAGGUCUGCUAAAAGGUCAGAGUAAUGCAGAAUGCGUGCCUUCAUCUCAAAUUUUGUUCAUCACAGAUGGAUCCCAUGUCUCCAAGUAGACAAGUCACCUUUGUAGCUAGCAUCAAUGCCAGCUCCAUACCAUUGCACCUUCUUUAUUCUUGAUUGCCCUUCCCACAUUUAUUGGUGUAUUAAAAUGACUGAAUAUGAACAUUAAGGACUCCAUGAACCUGGGCUAAUGGGAGACUGUAGAGAAAAUGAAAAAAGAUCCACCGGAGGACAUCUUGGG